Molecule: messenger RNA, 327 nt
Organism: Iphiclides podalirius (scarce swallowtail)
Lineage: Eukaryota; Metazoa; Arthropoda; Insecta; Lepidoptera; Papilionidae
Source: the annotation of a GenBank genome assembly
AUGAGCAAAGAUCUUAACAGUCACGAUAUGCGGAAGGACACUUCGAUGCAAACGACGCGUCCUUCGUCCCCGAGGAAGUUUUUCGCGCGGAUCUACGGGCAUCUGGAAGAUACGCAGAGUACGGAAGUGCAAAAGGAGACGCUACAUAGGAAAGCCGAGUCGGACAGUGAUUCUUGUUCGGAUGUCGAAAUAGGUGAUAACGAGGACGUUAGAAAUAGGAUGCCGCAAAUUUGGGCCCCACCAGCUCCAAUGCCGCUGUGCCCACGACCGAUGCUGCUGCCGCACCAGCAACUGGCCUUUGGCGCCGGCUUAGCAGCAUUCCGUAAG